AUGGAAAUAACACCGGUGCACACCCUGAACCUAAGCGGCGUCCUCUCCACGUCAAAGAGGAUUAUCAGAGCUAACUACUCCCACUUCCUCGCCUUAUCUCUCUUCUUCCUCCCUCUCUCCAUCUCUCUCAUCAUCACUCCUACCUUCCACCACUCCGGCCACCACUUCACCGUCGAUCUCUUCCACAACUUUCCGCAAAAUCAUAAGGCUGUUAGUUCUCAUCUCCUUUACAUCCUAAUCAUCUAUCUCUCCACUCUCUGCGCCAUAGCCACGAUCUCCUACAGUACAUACCAUGGUUUCGUAGGUAAGCAGGUCAACUUCUUUACCUCCCUUAAGUCCCUAACCUCAUCCAUCUUGCCAGUCAUCACAACCGCUAUUGUAGCUCACAUCUAUCUAUUUCUAAUCUCGUUAACUUUCCUCCUGUUUGUUGGAGUAAUUUUUACGUCGGCGCAAAGCUUAGGGUUUGUAAUCGAUUACAACUCGAUUCACUUCACGAUCUUUUCCGUCGUCGUAGUUGCGACCUUAAUCGUUAUAAUAAUCUAUUUCCACUUGAAUUGGUCUUUGGCUUUUGUGAUCGUUGUUGCUGAAUCGAAAUGGGGAUUUGCGCCCUUGAUUCGGAGCUCGUAUUUAGUUAAAGGGAUGAGAUCUGUUUCAUUCUUAUUGUUGUUGUAUUUUGGUAUUUUUAGCGGGCUUUUUGUGUGGUUAUUUUCGGACACUGCUUAUCCUCCGGCGUCGAGUGGCCAGAGCUUUCUAGGGUUUCCAAUGCUUGGUUCCUUCUUCCUGAUGCUUAUGUUCCUUCGGAGCUCUGCUAGCCACACUGUAUUGUAUAUGUACUGCAAGGCUUUGCAUGGUGAAUUGGCACUUGAGAUUGAUGAGGGGUUUGAUCACCAUUACAUCAACUUGCCUUCUGAUGAAGAGAAAGUCCCUCAAAUUGUUUCUGUUGUAGCAGCUUGA
Molecule: messenger RNA, 954 nt
Organism: Lactuca virosa
Lineage: Eukaryota; Viridiplantae; Streptophyta; Magnoliopsida; Asterales; Asteraceae
Source: the annotation of a GenBank genome assembly